AUGGACGCUAGCUACCUUUCUCAGCAAGUCAACACCAUCAUCGGCCAGCUACAUGGCCUCUUCGACGAAAUUGGAGUAUCUAACCAUGAUCGCGAAGGUCGGGAGGCAGAGCUUUUCGUAGCCCUGUCCGAGACGCUGCAUAAUCAAGUAAAGCAAGUGACGACAGAGAAGAAGGACAUGGUCGAUGAGGCAAACCGACUCAUCACCGUUAUACGUCAGAUGGAAGUAUCGCUGGAUGACAGCAAAUCUCAGCGCAACUACCACCCAGAUGAUGACGACCUCAAGAUCACAGUUCCCUUGUCGCGAUGUCUCACCACCUUGAAGGAGAAACACCAGCAGAUAAGCAGACUCCACCGCGAGAGAUUCGAGCAAGUUAAGAAACUUGUCCAAGCCCUAGAGUCGUAUUCAUCCCAUCUUGAACCGACCUUCGUCAGAAUCGCUCUGCCCCCUACGGGCCCAAAUCAGUCCCUUCCGCCAACUUUUGAUCUCUCGCCCCCAUACGUAGACAAGCUCGACGAUGAGUUCACGCGCGUCUACGAAGAAUACACUCGCCGAGUCGCGACUGUCAAAUCCUUGUCAGAAAACAUCAUCCAGCUGUGGGCCGAGCUGGGCACUCCCCAAGCACAGACUGAUGGCGCAAUCGUCAAGUACUAUCGCGAUGCCCCGGAGCAGCUCGGAUUACAUGAGGAGGAUCUCGCGAGGCUCCGAGGCAAGAGAGACAAGCUAGCUGAUGAGAAGAAGAACCGCGAAAAGCGACUGAAGGAACUUAAGAUGUCCGUCGCAGCGUUGUGGGAGAAGCUGGGUGUCGAAGAGUCAGAGCGUAAGGUGUUCCUGAACGGCAAUCGAGGUUGCGGUGUCCGACAGAUCAACGAAUUUGAGGACGAGUUGGGACGCCUGAAUGAGCUCAAGCGGCAGAAUCUGCACCUCUUUGUGGAAGAUGCGCGAUACAAGCUGCAAGAGUUAUGGGAUGCACUGUACUACUCCGAGGACGAGAUGUUGGAAUUCACCCCAGCAUUCUCGGAUGUGUACAGUGAUGCGCUGCUGGAGGCCCACGAACGGGAGAUCUCCCGGUUGGAGACGUUGAGAGAGCAACGUGCGCCCACUUUGGCGCUCGUCGAGAGACACCGAAAUCUUGUGCAUGAGCGGGAUGAGCUUGCAGCAUCUAGCCAAGAUGCAUCGCGUCUAAUGAUGCGCGGUCAAAAGGGCGAACGACGUGAUCCCGGAAAGUUGCUGCGCGAAGAGAAGAUGCGAAAGCGAAUCUCAAAGGAGCUGCCUAAGAUCGCUGCUGAGCUCCGGAAGAUGCUUGAGAAGUGGGAAGAUGAGUAUGGGCGUCCUUUCCUUGUCCAUGGCGAGAGAUACCUGGAUAACCUAGAAAUGGACGAUCCGAAGCCUGUUCCUGGUCCCAGGUCGAAGACACCCGCUGGCCCUCCGCCUUCGACUGCCAAGAAGCCAGCACCCCCCAGCCGUGCUAAUAGCAACGCCAAUGCAAGCAGAGCGGCUCCUGCCACGAGAUCCAAGACACCGACGGCCAACCAGAAUGGAUUCGGAAGUACCCUCAAGAGGAACCAAGCCCCGCCACAGGCACCGACGAACCCCACGGCUAGUCCCUCCAGGAUUCCUUCACGAGCCCCGCUGACAAACCUCAAGCACGGCAACAAUUCCCCUGAGCGACCGCGACCGGACUCUCGGGCACAAGGACCUUUACGUCCGGGACCGCCGCUAAUGCGGGCGCCUCCUCCGAAGAUGAGAGAACUUGUGCCUGGCCCCGAGCUGGAGACCCCGUCGAAUGCGUAUCGCGCGAAUGGACAGGGCUCUAGCAUCGUCCGCCAGGUCGAGCCCGAAGACGUAUACGACGAUCGGACGUCCCACCAAGGCUACGAACAUUCACACCGGAAUCACGACUCCCAGAGUUCGCAUUCGUCGAUGAGGUCAAAUGAGCGAUUCGCGCAUCCCGGAUACCCUCAAGCCCCGCCCCCACGACAGAUCUCGAACACAUCAACGGCUGUUUCUGGUUCCGAGAACUGGGAAACGUAUGACGACAACUCAGAACCCGAGCCGGAUGCUUCCGACGCCUAUUACGCAAAAGUCCGAGCGGCAAGAGGAAAACGGUUCACUCCCGAGGACCCCUAUUCGCAUUCUCAACCAAGCCAAACGAAACGAAUGAGAGGCAUCCCCCCACCGACCUCGCAUGCUGGACAUGCGGCCUCUCUGGAUAACGAUGCAGGCCGAAUUAUCUCGGGAAGCGAAUGGACGGACGAAGACCCUUACUGA
This is a messenger RNA of Pseudomassariella vexata, 2271 nucleotides long. RefSeq names its product microtubule associated protein-domain-containing protein. The coding region runs from base 1 to 2271 and encodes 756 amino acids. NCBI's taxonomy places the organism in Eukaryota, Fungi, Ascomycota, Sordariomycetes, Amphisphaeriales, Pseudomassariaceae. Gene Ontology annotation, molecular function: microtubule binding. Gene Ontology annotation, biological process: mitotic spindle midzone assembly; microtubule cytoskeleton organization. The transcript is spliced from 3 exons. The record is from RefSeq and is a predicted model, not a curated record. Gene Ontology annotation, cellular component: mitotic spindle midzone; spindle; cytoplasm.